Molecule: messenger RNA, 582 nt
Organism: Ostrinia furnacalis (Asian corn borer)
Lineage: Eukaryota; Metazoa; Arthropoda; Insecta; Lepidoptera; Crambidae
Product: cytoplasmic dynein 1 light intermediate chain 2-like
Exons: 3
Coding region: 106-582 (158 amino acids)
Biological process (GO): microtubule cytoskeleton organization; microtubule-based movement
Cellular component (GO): cytoplasmic dynein complex; centrosome
Molecular function (GO): dynein heavy chain binding
Source: RefSeq, a predicted model, not a curated record
GUGCAACACACAAAUCAUCGCAAGAGUGACGUAUGAACGGCCGAAGAAACGAAAACGAAAGAAAAGCCUUUCUGUGCCGUUGUUAUCUUCUAAUAAUUCUGAAGAAUGGAGACAAACGGCCAGGCUAAUGGGCUUAAAUCUAAAAAGAAAGAUAAUGGCGACGCGAAGGACAAUUUUUGGUCUUCGGUCUUGGAGGAAGUCCAGAAUCAAGGGAACACAAAACUACCUUCAAACAAAAAUGUGUUAGUUUUGGGUGAUAAUGAGACUGGCAAAACCACUUUGGUAGCAAAAUUACAAGGAGUAGAGGACCCUAAGAAAGGGUCGGCUUUGGAGUACGCAUACAUAGAUGUUAGAGAUGAAUACCGGGAUGAUCACACACGUCUCAGUGUAUGGGUGCUGGACGGUGAUCCAGGACACACGAACCUGCUCAAAUUCGCCCUUAACGAGGAUACAUUCCCACACACACUGGCGCUUCUCACGGUUGCCAUGACGACGCCGUGGGGCGUGCUGGACCAGCUGCAGAGCUGGGCAUCAGUGCUCGGCGACCACAUAGAUAAAUUGGAUCUCACACCUGGUUCGUAA